UUCCUCCUCCACCACAGAGUCAUAAACACACGCACAACCUCAUUUCAACCUCACUCACCCCGAGAUCCUCCGACACAUCAUACAUGGCGUCCAUCGCUCUCACUUCCUCCUUCUCCCCGCCCUCCCUCCCUUCCCUCCGCUCCCGAAAACCCACUCCCUUCGCCUCCCAGUUCCGCUCCAUCUCCCUCCCACACUGCACAAAUGUCUUUCACUUUUCACAGAAUAUUCCCACUUCCCUUUCUCUCCCUAAAUCCCCUCCAACUUCUACCUUUAUCAAAGCAAGCCCUAAAUUUAGCGUCCGAGCUGCCGCAAGUGCUGGCGCGGUCACGCCUGCCCCGGCGUCUCCUCCAUCACCGCCAUGGCAAGGCGCCGCGAUAACACCGUUGCUCGUCUCCAUUGCUACCGGGGUUGUCCUCUGGUUCGUCCCCGUUCCCUCCGGGGUCUCGCGCAACGCUUGGCAAUUGCUCGCCAUCUUCCUAGCCACUAUUGUCGGGAUCAUCACCCAGCCGUUGCCCCUUGGUGCCGUGGCGCUGAUGGGACUCGGAGCCUCCGUGCUCACAAAAACCCUUACCUUCGCCGCCGCGUUCUCCGCCUUCGGCGAUCCGAUCCCUUGGCUCAUCGCGCUCGCCUUCUUCUUCGCCCGCGGGUUCAUAAAGACCGGAUUGGGAAACAGAAUUGCGUACCAGUUCGUGUCCUUGUUCGGAAGCUCCUCGUUGGGGUUGGGGUACAGUUUGGUGUUCAGCGAAGCACUGUUGGCCCCGGCGAUCCCAUCGGUGUCGGCUAGAGCCGGUGGGAUCUUCCUUCCUCUUGUGAAGUCGCUCUGCGUUGCAUGUGGUAGCAAUGUUGGCGAUGGGACCGAGAACCGGUUGGGGUCGUGGCUGAUGCUCACGUGCUUCCAGACCUCUGUGAUCUCGUCGGCGAUGUUCUUGACGGCGAUGGCGGCGAAUCCGCUUAGCGCCACCUUGACGUAUAACACGAUCAAGCAGACGAUCGGGUGGACCGAUUGGGCCAAGGCGGCAAUUGUGCCCGGUUUGGUGUCAUUGAUUGUGGUGCCAUUGCUUCUUUACGUGAUUUACCCACCUACGGUGAAGAGUAGUCCCGAUGCGCCGAAAUUGGCGAAGGAGAAGUUGGAGAAGAUGGGCCCGAUGACUAAGAACGAGAUCAUCAUGGCUGGGACUCUGCUUCUUACGGUGGGGCUCUGGGUUUUUGGAGGGGUGCUGAAUGUGGAUGCUGUCACCGCAGCCAUACUUGGAUUAUCUGUGCUCUUGAUUACUGGGGUUGUUACAUGGAAGGAGUGCUUAGCUGAAUCAGUUGCUUGGGACACCCUCACGUGGUUUGCUGCGCUCAUUGCAAUGGCUGGGUAUCUCAACAAAUAUGGUCUCAUCUCCUGGUUCAGCCAAACUGUAGUCAAGUUUGUUGGCGCAUUGGGUCUUUCAUGGCAGCUAUCUUUUGGCAUUCUGGUUCUUCUCUAUUUCUACUCUCACUACUUCUUUGCCAGUGGAGCUGCUCACAUUGGUGCAAUGUUUACUGCCUUUUUGUCUGUUGCUAGUGCUUUAGGCACUCCCCCAUACUUUGCAGCCAUGGUGCUCGCCUUCCUCUCGAAUCUCAUGGGUGGCCUUACCCACUAUGGCAUUGGGUCAGCUCCUGUUUUCUAUGGUGCCAACUAUGUCCCUCUUGCCAAAUGGUGGGGCUAUGGAUUCCUCAUAUCUGUCGUCAAUAUUGUAAUCUGGCUUGGAGUUGGAGGGAUUUGGUGGAAGGCUAUCGGCUUGUGGUAGAAGGAGCUUUUCAUUAGAAGUUGGCGACCCAAAUUUUAGUAAUUUCUGAUUUUUGUUCACCCACAGGUGCGAUACUCCCUUUCACGUAUGCUUUCCAGGGAGGAUGUUAGUUUUUUUUUUUUUUUUUUUUUUUUCUCAUUCUUAAAUCUAGAAAGAAUUGAUUGGUGCUUUGGCAAUCAGACCUGAGGUGGGGAAAAAAAGUAUACAGACAAGGUGUCUUCAGAAAUUAGAACAUGUACCUGAAAUUUUGACAUGGCAUGCAUCUCUGCCUGCAAUUCAUAACACAACCAUUAUUGGAUCC
Molecule: messenger RNA, 2076 nt
Organism: Juglans microcarpa x Juglans regia
Lineage: Eukaryota; Viridiplantae; Streptophyta; Magnoliopsida; Fagales; Juglandaceae
Product: dicarboxylate transporter 1, chloroplastic
Exons: 3
Coding region: 84-1775 (563 amino acids)
Biological process (GO): transmembrane transport
Cellular component (GO): membrane
Molecular function (GO): transmembrane transporter activity
Source: RefSeq, a predicted model, not a curated record